CCUUCUCCCUCUUCGCUUCCUCCGGCUCCUCUCUUCUCUGAUUCUCUUUGUGUAUGCGAGACUAAGGCUAAGCGCAGGGCGAGGUACCGAGCUGCAGGAGAGUACACCAGCGGGAGGUGGGCGGCGGGACGAGCUCGGUGUCUGGUUGGCCUUUUCCUACUGGAACUGCAGUACUUUGAACAUGCUUUUUGCAAAUACUUGCAUUAAGGAUGAAUAAAAUGUUAAGCACCGACUGUUUAGGGACACAGGAGCUUCAUACAUUUUGCAAGACCACUGAAAUAUUGGAACAUUCACAUCCUCAAGAGAUUACAGUCGAUAAAACAACAGUGGGGUCAACGCUAAUAAGUCAUCAAAAUGUGUGCUGUACUACUGAAGUGUCAGGGGAAAACGCUGAAAUCAUGGAAAUCAGCUUAUUGCAGGAUGAAUCUGAUGCAGCAGCCACCAGUUUAUUACCACUGCCAUUGUUGUCAUGUGGCCCUAGAUCUAUGGUUCCAAUAUCAGUACCAUCAUCAUCUGACCUUGAGACUAUCCUCUCACCAGAUACAAUCUACAGUGAUCUUCAGUUCAAAGAGAUAAACUACAAUGCUGCAGCAAUGGACGAAAGCAGUGAGUUCCUUCACCUGAUUCUUAGUGGCAAUGAUGAAGGAUACAAUACUACAACUGAAUUCCAAGUUUGGGAUGUUUUGGACUUCUAUGUGUCAGAAAACUUUUCUGCUCUACAGUUUGAAAGUUUAAUGGGCUUUACAAAUGAAGUUAGUACUUCCUAUCAUGACUGUAUAAAUCUAGUUGACAUGGUAGAGCGGCCUGUGGCUUGCCUGUCUCUAGAUGAUACAAUGGAACCAAAUAACACUAGUGAUGAGGUUCCAGUCGACCACACUACAAUGGAACCUGAUGAAACAUCCUUAUACCUUCAACCAAAACCAACAGAUUCAGAAACGGAAAGUAGUUCUGCCUCUGGAGAUGUGGUAGAAACUGGAUAUCUUGAUCAAAAGCUACUUUCCAGAGGUCUGCCCGAUUUAAUGGAUGUUGACUCGCCUAGUCGCUUACUGAAAUCACCAGUGAGAACGAAACAUGUGACUCUUGUGCUGGAUUUAGACGAGACUCUUGUACAUUCAACAUUGGAUCACUGCAACAAUGCUGAUUUUGCCCUAGAAGUUUUCUUUAAUAUGCAAAAUCAUACAGUAUAUGUGAGAAAAAGGCCUCGCCUGAAGAUGUUUCUUGAGAAGGUAGCUCAGAUGUUUGAGCUUGUCAUUUUCACAGCAAGUCAGAGAAUCUAUGCUGAGCAGCUAAUAGAUAGGCUUGAUCCUGAUGGGAAAUUGAUUUCACAGCGUAUUUAUCGUGAAUCCUGUAUAUUCUCUGAUGGUUGCUAUACAAAGGACCUGACAAUUCUAGGAGUCGACCUGGCAAAAGUUGCAAUAAUCGACAAUACUCCACAGGUUUUCCAGUUGCAAGUGGAUAACGGCAUACCAAUCAAGAGCUGGUUUGAUGACCCCUCGGAUCAGGAAUUAGUGGAGUUACUCCCGUUCCUGGAGAGCCUCAUUGACGCAGAGGACGUUAGGCCAAUAAUCUCAAAGACCUUCCACGAUAAACUUCAGCAUAAUUAGUUUUAGAGGCAUAUUUAUCAUCUAGUGAACCUGUCAGUGAAGUCAGGUUCACUCCACAUGGUGCAGGCCAUUCUUGGGAAAUUAGGUAUAGGAGUCAAGAUUCACCAUUUAUGUUAUGUUAGCUGUUACAAAUAGCAAGCAUAAACAGCAGUUGUGGUCGAAAUGGCUUGUAUAUGUAUGUUCUUUGGUUUUCUGCAUCGCAGAUCAUUGUACAGAAAAGAACAAUAGUGUUGAAUAAAGUGAUCUAAGUGCAAUUUUGCUCAA
Messenger RNA from Phragmites australis (common reed), 1868 nucleotides. RefSeq lists its product as uncharacterized. The record is from RefSeq and is a predicted model, not a curated record. Bases 210 to 1604 code for a protein of 464 amino acids. The transcript is spliced from 7 exons. Gene Ontology annotation, molecular function: phosphoprotein phosphatase activity. NCBI's taxonomy places the organism in Eukaryota, Viridiplantae, Streptophyta, Magnoliopsida, Poales, Poaceae.